UCAUUUCAGCUGUCAACAUUAGAAGAAGAUUUUAUUUACGCGGCUGAAUUUGGUGAUAUCCCAACUGUGCAACGAAUUUUAGAAGAUAAUUUAGGGUUUAGUGUAGACUACAGUGAUAUAUUAGGUCGAACACCGUUAAGGUUAGCAGUUGGUAAUGAACAUUUGGAGGUAUGUGAGUUAUUAUUAGACCGAUGCAAUGUGUCUAGUAUCCACGAAGCCCUGCUUCAAGCCAUCAGUGCUGGUCAUGAACAAAUUGCAGAGACAAUUCUUAAACAUCCGAAAUACCGAGAAAUCAAGAAGGAAAAUAAGAGAUUCGGUGAAACGGACUAUUUCUAUAAUACAAACAGUGAAGAUUCGCCAUUUUCCUCGGAUAUUACGCCAUUGAUAUUAGCAGCAGAAAGAAAUCAGUUUGAAAUUGUUCAGUUAUUGUUAUUACGGGGUGAAAAGAUACCAAAACCCCAUCAUUAUUAUUGUCACUGUCAGGAAUGUUCCAAUAAAUUGCAGUUUGACCAGCUACGACUGGCUAAAACACGCCUCAAUGCAUAUAAAGGAUUAGCUAGUGGUGCUUAUAUCUCGUUAUCCAGCAAAGAUCCCAUUUUAACAGCUUUUGAUUUAGCAAGGGAAUUACGGAGAGUAGCGGUGGUCGAGAAAUAUUAUAAGAAUGAAUAUUUAGAAUUAGCGGCCCAAUUGAGUGAAUAUGUAGUGAAAUUACUGGAUAAAGUUAGAGGUCAUGAAGAAUUAGAGUUAAUUUUAAAUAAAACGGGUACCAAUAGUGAGGAGGAAACCUAUGAAGCCUUAGCAAGAUUAAAUCUAGCCAUUAAAUAUAAUGAGAAGAAGUUUGUUGCUCAUCCGAGUUGUCAACAAAGAUUAGUCAGUAUUUGGUAUGGUGAUUUACGAGCCUUAGAAAGAUCUAAUUGGUUUUAUCGUUCUUUAAUAGUUUUUAUGAUCACCAUUUUCUAUCCUAUAUUUGCAGUGAUGUAUUGGAUUGUGCCUACUACGCAGGCAGGAAAGUUCUUACGUUAUCCAUGUGUCAAGUUUAUAGGACAAACGAUGUCUUUCAUUACUUUUCUUGUUAUGAUUUUUAUAUCGACGGCAACAGAAAGACCGUCGUUACACCGAAAUAUGUCUGCCUUUACAACAGUGUUUAAACAUUAUUCCGUCUUCAGAAACAAAACUACAGGAGGGUGGCCGGAAGAUUUUGUGCUAAGAACUUAUGAACCAGAAUUAAUUCAUUUAGUAAUGUCUGUUUGGAUCAUAGGUAUGUUAUGGCAAGAAAUGAAACAGAUGUAUGGUAGUGGAUUAUUCAAUUAUUUUGAUUCUUUAUAUAAUUAUCUUGAUACAGCAGUGUUAACAGUUUACAUUAUGUCCUUUACGUUACGAUAUUUUGCCUUAAAAUAUUUUGAAUCAGAAGAGUCUUGGGAGGAGUUAAUGGCAGGAAAUUUCACAUCUAAAUUUCAACUGUAUUGGCUCGUGGCAGGUAAGAGUACGCUUAUGCACCAUUCGAAUCGAUUCUACUGGGAUAGUUGGGAUCCAUACAACGUAGCCGAGGCCGCCUUUGCUGUAGCGAAUGUUAUCAGUUUUACAAGAGUUUCCUAUCUUUUACCAGCCAAUGAAUUGUUUGGUCCAAUGCAAAUCUCAUUAGCGAGAAUGAUUACCGAUAUCAUGAAAUUCUUUGUGGUAUUUCUGGUGUUAUUUAUUGCCUUUAUGGUUGGUUUACAUAACUUAUAUUGGUAUUAUCCUAAAAACGUGAGAAAAGAUGUUGAAUUACUGCCUAAUAACAUAACUACAGUGGCAGAAGAAAAUUUUGGAAUACCAGAUAUAACAUUCCGGACAGUAUUUUGGUCGAUGUUGGGACGCGGUGAACCAACAGCUGUGGAACUGGGAGAAUUCGACAACCACUUUACACAGAAUGUUGGUUAUUGGUUAUAUGGAGCUUAUAAUGUAGCUAUUGUGAUAGUCUUACUUAACAUGUUAAUUGCUAUGAUGACCAGAUCAUUUGAAAUCAUUCAAGAAAUGGCGGAUACUGAAUGGAAGUUUGCCAGAAGUAAAAUGUAUAUGGAAUAUAUAAAAGGAGAAUGUACAUUGCCAGUACCAUUCAACAUAUUCCCAACACCUAAAUCAUUAUAUUAUCUUUUACGAUUUUUUAUCAAUUUAUGUUGCCGACGAGACGAUCCGCCAAUAUCAACACAUCCUGGUCGUAUUAAAGAUAUUGAAAUGUUUGCUGCUGGAAACUCUAUCGUAAGUUAA
Messenger RNA from Lottia gigantea (owl limpet), 2247 nucleotides. RefSeq lists its product as hypothetical. Lineage: Eukaryota; Metazoa; Mollusca; Gastropoda; Lottiidae. The record is from RefSeq and is a predicted model, not a curated record. Gene Ontology annotation, molecular function: protein binding; store-operated calcium channel activity; inositol 1,4,5 trisphosphate binding. The annotation marks the transcript as partial. Gene Ontology annotation, biological process: calcium ion transmembrane transport; manganese ion transport; regulation of cytosolic calcium ion concentration. The transcript has 11 exons. Gene Ontology annotation, cellular component: membrane; cation channel complex.